GUUGCCUUGUGAAUCCAGCGCCAUAGCCACCGUAGUCCUGGCGACUGUUACCCAUCAACAACAACUACUCCUCUCCUCCUCAUCAUCCUCCUCCUCCACCAUCACCACCACCACCACCACCUUCUCUCCACCCUCAUCCUCCUCAUCAUCAUCAUCCCCAUCACCCACAACAACAACCAACAACAACACAAUAAUCCACAGCCAAGAUGCGGCUGAAAAACAAUCUAGAUGAAGUUACAGCAGCAGGGACAUGCCAAGACCAUGCCAUCGAGACUCACAGAAGCUGGAUGCAGCAUGGAGAAACUACAAUGCAGACGUCCGAGACUGUGUCGGACACAGGUUCAACAGUGACUUUGCAGACAUCAGUAGCUGGUCAGGCAGCAGUGCCCACCCAAGUUGUACAGCAAGUACCAGUGCAGCAACAGGUGCAGCAGGUACAGACAGUGCAACAAGUACAGCAUGUCUACCCAGCGCAGGUACAAUACGUUGAAGGAAGUGACACCGUCUACACAAAUGGAGCAAUCCGGACAACAACAUACCCUUACUCAGAAACCCAGAUGUACAGCCAAAACACUGGAGGGAAUUACUUUGAUACACAAGGUGGAUCUGCACAGGUGACUACAGUGGUCUCCUCUCACAGCAUGGUGGGCACAGGAGCAAUUCAGAUGGGCGUCACUGGAGGCCAAAUCAUUAGCAGUACUGGAACUUACUUGAUUGGCAACUCCAUGGAAAACUCAGGCCACUCUGUCAGUCACACAACCAGAGCUUCUCCAGCAACGAUUGAAAUGGCGAUUGAGACACUGCAAAAGUCUGACGGUCUGUCGAGUCACAGAAGCUCUCUUCUUAACAGCCAUCUGCAAUGGCUGCUGGAUAACUAUGAAACAGCGGAGGGAGUAAGUCUACCCAGAAGCACUCUUUACAACCAUUACCUUAGACACUGUCAGGAGCACAAACUAGAUCCAGUCAAUGCUGCAUCCUUUGGAAAACUCAUACGUUCAAUAUUCAUGGGGCUACGAACCAGAAGACUUGGAACCAGGGGAAACUCCAAAUACCAUUACUAUGGGAUCCGUGUCAAGCCAGACUCCCCUCUUAAUCGGUUACAAGAGGACAUGCAAUACAUGGCUAUGAGACAGCAACCCAUGCAGCAGAAACAGAGGUACAAGUCUAUGCAGAAAGUGGAUGGAGUGGGAGAUGGAUUUGCAGGCAGCGGACCACAGGGUGGAGCAUCAGUUGAACAAACCGUAAUUGCCCAAAGCCAACACCAUCAACAGUUUUUAGAUACAACUCGAGCACUUCCAGAGUUUGUAGAAGUUGAAAUAUCUUCUCUACCAGAUGGUACAACCUUUGAAGAUGUCAAGUCACUGCAGAGUCUUUAUCGGGAGCACUGUGAGGCCAUAUUGGAUGUUGUUGUCAACCUACAGUUUAGCCUGAUCGAGAAGCUGUGGCAGACCUUCUGGCGUUACUCCCCCACAUCUUCAGUUGAUGGUCCAACCAUUACGGAGUCAGGCAACCUGAGUGAAAUUGAAAGCAGGCUGCCCAAGUCAAAGUUGAUUUUGCUCUGCAAAAACGAGUCUAUUCUGAAGUGGAUGUGCAACUGUGACCAUUUGAUGUAUCACACUUUGGUGGAGAUCCUCAUUCCUGAUGUCCUAAGACCAAUUCCUAGUGCCUUGACCCAAGCCGUCCGCAACUUUGCAAAAAGCCUUGAAGGUUGGCUCUCUAGUGCCAUGAGUAAUAUUCCACAGAGAAUGACACAAACCAAGGUUGCUGCUGUAAGUGCCUUUGCCCAAACUCUGCGAAGAUAUACAUCUCUCAAUCACCUGGCUCAAGCAGCUCGUGCUGUUCUCCAGAAUACAUCUCAGAUAAACCAGAUGCUCAAUGACCUCAACCGCGUGGACUUCGCCAAUGUCCAGGAGCAGGCUUCCUGGGUAUGCCAGUGUGAUGACAACAUGGUGCAGAGACUGGAAACAGAUUUCAAGAUGACUCUUCAGCAGCAAAGCACUCUGGAACAGUGGGCUGCGUGGCUCGAAAAUGUGGUCACACAAGCACUGAAACCGUAUGAAGGAAGACCAAGCUUUCCUAAAGCAGCUCGACAGUUCCUGCUUAAAUGGUCGUUUUACAGUUCAAUGGUUAUUCGAGACUUAACCUUACGUAGUGCUGCAAGCUUCGGCUCUUUCCAUCUGAUCCGCCUUCUCUACGAUGAAUAUAUGUUUUAUUUAGUAGAACACAGGGUCGCCCAAGCAACAGGGGAAUCGCCUAUAGCAGUCAUGGGAGAGUUUGGUGACUUAAAUGAUGCAUCUCCUGGAAAUAUGGAAAAAGAUGAGGGCAGCGAUGUGGACAGUGAAAUGGAUGAGGAGCUUGACGAUUCUGGAGAGCCUCCAGCAAAGAGAGAAAAAACAGAGCUAAACCAAGCAUUUCAGGUGGGCUGCAUGCAGCCAUCACUGGAGGGAAGUGUACAACAAAGUCUGGUCCUGAACCAACUGCACAGCGAGCACAUUGUCUCAAGCACUCAGACCAUUAGGCAGUGCAGUUCUACUGGGAAUACCUAUACUGCAGUCUAGUGGAUGAAAAAGCUCUCAGAACAGAGGUGUAUAAAUAUUUGUAUGAUGGGCUUAAGAUUACGACAGUCCGAUGGUCGGCUCUUUUCAAACAUUACUUUUUUGACCUUUAUCUUUUUGUCAACCUUGCCCCAAGCCCAAUUUCCUCCACCCUCUCACAGUGUACAAAACAAACCCAGGUUGUUCUG
Molecule: messenger RNA, 2743 nt
Organism: Pelobates fuscus (common spadefoot toad)
Lineage: Eukaryota; Metazoa; Chordata; Amphibia; Anura; Pelobatidae
Gene: RFX3
Product: regulatory factor X3
Exons: 18
Coding region: 207-2558 (783 amino acids)
Biological process (GO): regulation of transcription by RNA polymerase II
Cellular component (GO): nucleus
Molecular function (GO): RNA polymerase II cis-regulatory region sequence-specific DNA binding; DNA-binding transcription factor activity, RNA polymerase II-specific
Source: RefSeq, a predicted model, not a curated record